AUGCCGAUUCUCGACAUCACCAAGGACCUCGCCGCGCUCUUCGAGCAGCAGGCAAAGGCCACCCCAGAUGCUCUUGCUCUUGAGGAUGAGUCGCGAACUCUUACCUACGCCGAGUUGGACCAAGAGACACAGGCACUCGCCGACCGCCUACGUCGGCAUUAUGGAGUUGGUAGAGACAGCCUCGUCGGCGUGCUCAUGAGCCGGAGUGCAGACUACGUCGUUGCUUCGUUGGCUGCUCUUCGCGCCGGCGGUGCUUUCCUGGUGCUCGAGCUCGCGUAUCCCUCUGGGCUUCUUCGCGAUGUCAUCCAGGACGCAAAGCCUACAGUGGUCAUCACCCAAAACGCACACGUCAACCACAUCAAGGCAGAUGUACCCGUUAUCGUCUACGACGAGCCCAGCAAGACGACUGUCAACGGCCAUGCGAACGGCGAGCUUUCUCCGUUGCCCGCCAGCGACGACCUUGAUCGUCUCGCCUUCGUGUCGUACUCCUCGGGCACGACCGGCCAGCCGAAAGGCAUUGCCAACCCUCACAGAGCCGCUGUGCUUUCGUACGACCUCAGAUUUGGUCUCAGCGACUUGCAACCGGGUGACCGUGUAGCCUGCAAUGUGUUCUUCGUCUGGGAGAUGCUCCGCCCCCUUUUGCGCGGAGCAGCAGUCUUCGCUGUUCCGGACAGUGCCAGUUACGACCCUUCAGCUCUUGUCAAUCUGCUCGACUCUCGACAGAUCACAGACACCCUCAUGACGCCUACCUUGCUGGCAACUGUCCUGUCCCGUCACCCUGAUCUGAGCAAGCGCCUGCCUAAGUUGCGGUCUCUUUGGUUAAAUGGUGAGGUGGUUACCACCGAUCUCUGCCGCAGAGCAAUCAAGGCGUUGCCCGAAACCAGACUCUUGAACGUCUACAGCGCUAGCGAGACCCACGAGGUCGCCGCCGGUGACAUCCGCACUUUUGUUGACUUUGAGACCCGCGUUUGCCCCGUCGGCCCACCUAUGGACCCGGAGCAUAUCUACAUCAUGGAUGAGAACGGUAACAGAGUCGGCAACAACGUCAGCGGAGAGCUCUACGUGGGCGGCGACCUCCUGGCGAGGGGAUAUCUGAACCUCCCGGAGACGACUGCUAAAGCUUUCCAUCCGGAUCCUUUCGUCAAGAAGGAAGGUGCCCGCAUGUACCGCACCGGCGAUCUUGCCCGCGUGCUUCCCUCUGGGCUUCUCGAGAUCACGGGCCGAGCAGGUGGCAUGAUCAAGACCCGUGGCUACACCGUCCAACCCGGUGCGGUCGAGAACGCCAUUGUCAAGCACCUGGCCGUGCGUGACUGUGCCGUCUCUUCUCACGGAGAGGGCCUCGAAAGACAGCUCGUUGCCUACAUCGUCCGUGACAACGAGGACAAGAGAGGCCGAGCGGACGUCGUAGUGGAUGAGUCUGGGUACAGUCCCGCCGCUAGACGUGUUCUUGGAGAGCAUCUCGCCCUCUACAUGAUCCCAACUUACUGGGUAGAACUUGAAGAGCUUCCCACUCAUGGUGUCUCUGGAAAGACCGACCUGAAGGCCUUGCCACCGCCGCCGAGCCCCAAGCUUGCCACCAACGGCGAGAAGGAACAGAACACAAAGGUAAAGCUGGAGACCGUCAAGAAACUCUGGGCCGCCGCCCUCAACAUGCCGGACAGUGCCAUCACCGAAGAGCACGACUUUUUCGACAUUGGAGGCCACUCUCUCGUGUUGGCGGAUCUGGCGAACCGUUUUACCAAGGAAUUCGGAUUCCCCGUUCCGCUUGCCCCUCUUGCUGGUACGCCCACCCUGCAAGGUCACCUACAGGCUAUUCGCGAUGCUCGCGAUGGUCAUACCGCGGCCGUGCAAGCCGAUCUCCCGGCCGUUCUCCGUGCCGACUCGAUUCUUCCCGAAGACAUUCAGUCCAACGGGACUUCCAUGCGACGUUUGAACGAUGCCGGCACAGUCCUUCUGACCGGCGCGACUGGAUACCUUGGAGCAUUCCUUCUCAAAAACCUCGUGGAAACCACUUCGGCACACAUCAUCUGCCUCGUCCGGUUCACAGACCCGACGGAUGACAUGCGUCCUGCGGGAAUGGCCAGAAUUCGUAAGAACCUCAUCGAUCUCGGCAUCUGGGAUGACUCCCUGCUCGACAGGAUGGAGGUUGUGCCUGGAAACCUGUCGCGAGAGCACCUAGGCAUUGCCUCGGAUGUCUACGAUGACAUUGUGUCCCGUGUCGAGGUCAUCAUCCACGCCGCCGCCACCGUCAACCUGGUGUACCCCUAUGCUGCGCUGAGAAGCCCCAACGUUGGAGGCACCAGAGAGAUCCUGCGCCUGGCAUCUAAGAGCGGCGCCACGCUUCACCAUGUGUCCACGAACGGUGUUCUGACUCCGUCUGUGGCAGGCUGGUCCGAAGACGCCAUGGUCGAUAUCGACGACGUCCCCGAGAAGCUCAUUGACGGGUACGGUCAGACCAAGUGGGUGGCCGAGAAGCUGGUCUACGAGGCCGCUCGCCGAGGUAUGCCGUGCAAGGUCUACCGGCCCGGUACGAUUAGUGGCCACAGCAAUACGGGCUCGUGCAACGCCUGGGAUCUCUUGAACGCCCUGAUCGUCGAGUCGUUGCAUCUCAAGACUGCGCCUCAUGUCGACGGCUGGUUCGCCGAGAUGACGCCUGUCGAUUUUGUCAGCGCGGCUAUCACUACACUAGCCAACCACACCGACCCCAAUCAGCUCGUCUAUCACCUCGGCGACCCCAACCCGGUUUCGGCCAACUACAUCUUUGACAGCUUGAACGAGCUCGGGUUCCCUACCACACGCGUCCCGUGGGACGACUGGGUUGAGCUCUGGACCAAGAAGCGAGGCUUCGGCACCGCGGGCGACGUGCCUUUCACCGUCGACAUUCUCCGUGGCGGUAUGCCCACCGCCGAGGCUCUGCAAGCGGUCACCGUCCUCAAGGACGAUGCCACGGCCCCUGCUCUGGCCCUGUACAACCUCCCCCGUCCCAAGAUCGACACCAACCUGCUCGAGACUUACACUCGUCACUUCUGCGCUAGAGGCUGGCUCUCGAGACCCCCGCGAAGGGCCGACGCCAACGGUGCUACGUCCCGUGUCACCAAGGGCCGCCUCGCCGGCAAGGUCGCCGUCAUCACCGGCGCUUCCUCGGGCAUCGGAGCGGCUGUUGCAGCCGGUCUUGCCCGGGAAGGCGCCCACAUCGCCCUCGCCGCGAGACGCACGGAAGCAUUGGAGACCGUCAAGGCCAAGCUUGUCGGCACCGGCGGCAAGGUCCUCAUCCACAAGACGGACGUCACGAACAAGGAGGACGUCGCGUCGCUCAUGCAAGCGGCGGCGGACAAGCUCGGCCCCGUCGACAUCCUCGUCAGCUGCGCCGGCGUCAUGUACUUCACCAUGAUGGCGAACAACCAGACCGAGGAGUGGGAGCGCACCGUCGACGUCAACUGCAAGGGUCUCCUGCACUGCCUGUCCAACACCGUCCCCGGCAUGCUUAGCCGCGGCAAAGGCCACAUCGUGGCCAUCUCGUCCGACGCCGGCCGCAAGGUCUUCCCCGGCCUGGGCGUCUACUCGGCCAGCAAGUUCUUCGUGGAGGCCACGCUGCAGAGCCUGCGUCUCGAGACGGCCGGCACGGGCCUGCGCGUCACCUCGAUCCAGCCCGGGAACACGGCCACGGAGCUGCUCGGCAUGUCGACCGACGCCGAGGCCAUCAAGAAGUACGGCGAGCCCACGGGUGCCAAGGUCCUGGACCCCGAAGACGUCGCUUCCUCGAUCGUGUACGCCGUGUGCCAGCCAGAGCACGUUGCCGUCAACGAGGUGCUGAUUGAGCCGAGGGAUGAGCCUAUCUGA
Messenger RNA from Colletotrichum higginsianum IMI 349063, 3840 nucleotides. Its product is annotated as AMP-binding enzyme. The transcript has a single exon. Gene Ontology annotation, molecular function: phosphopantetheine binding. Lineage: Eukaryota; Fungi; Ascomycota; Sordariomycetes; Glomerellales; Glomerellaceae. The record is from RefSeq and is a predicted model, not a curated record. Bases 1 to 3840 code for a protein of 1279 amino acids.